UAUUCAAUGAGUUACUCUUACUCUUUAAUCAUGAAAUUUGUCUAUAACUAAGAUGGCGGGUGAUGAAAGUGACAGUGAACUUAAACCCUCCCAAGUAGUAAUAGUUAGAGAAGUAUACGACAGCGAAAAUGCUCAUAUUAAAUUUGAAAUGGAACUGGAAAGAGCACUUGAGGCUGGUGUGAGUGUAAUUGUUAUUGAACCUGAACCGCUUGGAGAAGAAACUGCUAGAUGGAUAUAUGUAGGAAACCUCUUACAUAAAGUCUCUGUAUAUAGUGGAUUGUGUAGUAUUGCUUCAGGUGUGGCUUGGAGUUCAUUAGCAUGUACACCGUUUGGCAUUGUAUCAGUGUUAUGUUCGGGUUGCUACACACUCUCUUGGCAAUGGGACCCCUGUUGCAAGUAUCAAGAAGAAAAAGAUUUAAGGCACUUAUCUAAACUGCCAAUUUUAAGUGAUUUGACUUCAGCAUCGCCAGUUGUUUUAGUGCACACUGAUAACAGGAGACAAAUAAUUUUACAUAAUACUAUAUCAUUAGCUGCAGCUGCCAUAUGCUUAUGGAGAAUUUAUAAUAUUUUAAAAUAAUGAUAAAGUUAUUUAUGCAGCAUAUUUUUAAUAUGUUUGCAUUAGGAAAAAAUGGAAAAUAAUAUAUUUUUAAAGGAGUAUAAGCUUAUUAGAGGUCUUUUCUGUAUAAUAACUAAUUUUUUUGUAGAUUUCAUUGUAAAUUUGUUAUUAUUAUUUAAUAAUUGUUACUAAAAUUAGAAUAGAUAAUUCUGUACAAAUAUUUUCUUUUAAAUAUAAGGAAGCUUCUUAGAUAGGUUAGCAGGUUGUUGGAAAUUCUGUUAUAGCUUACCAUAAUAACAGUGAAAAUAAUGGGAGUGUAUAAUUAUCACUGUUACUAUGUAAUAAAAGUUAAACAU
This is a messenger RNA of Pararge aegeria (speckled wood butterfly), 912 nucleotides long. It is a transcript of the gene Pmi, whose product is annotated as transmembrane protein 11-B, mitochondrial. Lineage: Eukaryota; Metazoa; Arthropoda; Insecta; Lepidoptera; Nymphalidae. The transcript is spliced from 3 exons. The record is from RefSeq and is a predicted model, not a curated record. Gene Ontology annotation, biological process: inner mitochondrial membrane organization. The coding region runs from base 53 to 577 and encodes 174 amino acids. Gene Ontology annotation, cellular component: mitochondrial inner membrane.